GAAAUCUAGAUUUUCACCCUAAUUAUAACUGUAAUGACCAUCCUAUGUGUUUAGUGGUGCUGACAGGACCAAACUGGGAAACAUCUGCAAUAGUUGGGACAACUCUGGAUGCCUACAAAACUCAACAGGUCCUCCAGCUUACCUAUGGACCUUUCCAUACCAUCCUGAGUGAUCAUGAACAACUUCCCUAUCUGUAUCAGAUGGCCCCCAAGGACACAGCUUUACCCCUGGCCAUGGUUUCUUUGAUGCUUCACUUCAACUGGAACUGGAUAGGACUGGCCAUCUCAGACAAUGAUCAGGGUACCCAAUUUCUAUCACAUUUGAGAAUAGAGAUGGAAAAAAAUACAGUCUGCUUUGCCUUUGUGAGCAUGAUCCCAGUCAAGAUGGAUUUAUACAUGUCAAGAGCUGAAGUGUAUUAUAACCAAGUGAUGACGUCAUCCACAAAUGUAGUUAUCAUUUAUGGUGACACAGACAGUACUCUAGCUUUGAACUUUAGAAUGUUGGAAACUCUAGAUAAACAGAGAAUAUGGGUCACCACCUCACAGUGGGAUGUCACUACAAGUAAGAAAGACUCCACAAUUGGCUCAUCCUAUGGGACACUAGCUUUUGCACACCACCAUUCUGAGAUUUCUGGUUUUAAAAAUUUUGUCCAGACACUGAACCCUCUCAAAUGCUCAGAUGAAUACAUCACAAGGCUGGGAUGGAUGAACUUUCACUGUGAAGACUCAGCUUCUAAGUGUGAGACACUGAAGAAUUGUUCAUCCAAUGCCUCAUUGCAAUGGCUAAUGGGACAGACUUUUGACAUGGCUUUUAGUGAUGACAGUUAUGACAUAUAUAAUGCUGUGUACACUGUGGCCCAUGCUGUUCAUGAGAUGCUUCUUCAACAAGUGAAUGAAGGGAAAGGACAGUAUGAUAACUGCUUGAAGCUGCACUCCUUUCUGAGGAAGACUCACUUCACUAAUCCUGUUGGAGAAAAAGUGAACAUGAACCAGAGAGAGAACCUGCAGGCAGAGUAUGACAUUUUCCAGAUCUGGAAUUUCCCAAAUGGAUUUGGACUUAAAGUGAAGAUAGGAGAAUUUAGCCCAUAUUUUCCACAUGGUCAACAGCUCCAUUUAAAUGAAGACAUGAUAGAGUGGGCCACAGGAAAUAGACAGCAUUACUGUAGUCACCAACACUAUGAGAAGCAGCUGGAAAUGUCGAGCAGGAGCUUCUACCUUCACGGUACAACUGCCACCAUUUGUGGCUCAGCCUUGGACAAAGCUUCUCCUUAA
Messenger RNA from Onychomys torridus (southern grasshopper mouse), 1271 nucleotides. Its product is annotated as vomeronasal type-2 receptor 116-like. Lineage: Eukaryota; Metazoa; Chordata; Mammalia; Rodentia; Cricetidae. Gene Ontology annotation, molecular function: G protein-coupled receptor activity. The record is from RefSeq and is a predicted model, not a curated record. The transcript is spliced from 4 exons. Gene Ontology annotation, cellular component: membrane. Gene Ontology annotation, biological process: G protein-coupled receptor signaling pathway. The annotation marks the transcript as partial.